Macadamia integrifolia is the source of this 1397-nucleotide messenger RNA. RefSeq lists its product as uncharacterized. Bases 338 to 1153 code for a protein of 271 amino acids. The transcript has 2 exons. NCBI's taxonomy places the organism in Eukaryota, Viridiplantae, Streptophyta, Magnoliopsida, Proteales, Proteaceae. The record is from RefSeq and is a predicted model, not a curated record.
CCUCUUCCUCCACGUUUGGUUCAAAAGGUAGAUAGAAAGAAGCAUUCCAAGCAGCUCUCCCGUCCACUUCUGCUUCGCCACCUUUCUCUCGCUUCCACCCAAUUUACCAAAUCCCCACCACCUCUCCCUCCCUCCCUCCACUCAAACACAAGCCCAUCUCUUCCUCUCUUUCAUCUCUCUUUCUCUCUCCCCGAACUUUUGUGCCGCACCGAUCAAUUUGUUUCUCUCUUAUGAUGCCAAUAAGCCAAUAAUAAACUGUGUUCAGAUCUGAUCCAAGAAGACUAAGAGGACGAAGAAGGUAAAAUUCAGUAAGAGAGAGAACCUCCGGUGAGACGGGAUGGCGCCCCGUCUCUUCGCGUGCUUCGGGAGAAGAUCCUCGUCGUCGUCGUCGAGUCGUUCGUCCAUGGAGAACGCUACGGCCGACCAGACGACGGAGGAGCAGAAGAGAGGUGGACCCGUCUUGGUCGAGCUCUUCUCGUCUCAAGGCUGCGCCACCUCCCCCGAGGCGGAGCUCUUAAUGUCGAGGCUUGGGAGAGGUGACUUCGAACUGGAGGUGCCCGUGAUCGUGCUGGCUUACCACGUGGAUUACUGGGACUUUAAGGGUUGGAAGGAUCCUUACGGUUCCAACCAAUGCACCGUCAGGCAGAAGGCUUACGUGGAGGCGUUGAAUCUGGACACCAUGUUUACGCCUCAGGUGGUGGUUCAGGGUAGAGCCCAGUGCAUGGGGACCGAUCAAGAUGCUCUCUUCUCUCACAUCUCUUCCGCCCCUCGCUUCCCCUCUCCCACCUUUCAGGCUACAUUCCAAAGGCCUUCGCCGGACACUUUGCAGGUCACUCUAACAGGAGCUCUAAGGACAAAGGUGGACAGCCAAGGCGCCGAUGUGUUGGUAGCCUUAUACGAGAACGGGCUAGUGACGGACUGCCCCGCCGGGGACAACCGAGGUCGUGUUCUGUCAAACGAUUUCGUGGUUCGAAAAAUUGAGAAGCUUUGCAGUGUCAAAGACAUAUCUGCUAAGAAAACUGUGAAUGGGAGUGUGAACUUCACUCUGUGGGAUGGGUUUAACAGCACAAAGUGUGGUGUUGUAGUCUUUGUUCAGAACAGAUCCUUCCACACUUUUGGUUCUCAGAAUUUCAUCUUGCCAGAUGACCUCUAAAGCUAUAAGACUAGAUAUCCGAGUCUGUGUUUCUCUCUCUGUCUCUGGAUCUUUUAUGGUCUGCGGCGUGUGCUUCAUAAUCCCUCCUAUUACUAUUCUUGCUUUUCCUUUGAUAUGAUUUCUGGGUGUUUAAUUUUUAGGAGAUUUGCCACUGAACAUUGUUUUGGAUUCAUAUUUUGACGGGGGAGACGAGGAGAGAGAUUUAUUUGUAUUCACCCUUCUUUAUAUUGUUUCUUUUCUUUCC